Molecule: messenger RNA, 1134 nt
Organism: Closterium sp. Yama58-4
Lineage: Eukaryota; Viridiplantae; Streptophyta; Zygnematophyceae; Desmidiales; Closteriaceae
Source: the annotation of a GenBank genome assembly
AUGGCCAAGAUUCACGCGGACUGCUCACAUCUCGCGGACACGAGGUGGCUGUGUCUGUGCGUGCGGCUGCGCCUCUUCACGCUCUUCGAGCUCCUCCUCGUCUCCGCGCUGCUCUGCCUCCUCGUCUUCGCCCGCCUUCCCCUGCCGUGCACGAACAAGCCCCCCCCAUCAUCGGAUCAACCUGCCGGGCCGGCAAGCCCGUCGCAGCCCGCGCCGUCGGAUAGUCAGUCCGCCCCACCUCUCACGCCGCCCAGCGCGCCACAGCAGCAGCCAGAGGACGAUCCGUCGCAGCACCUUCGCCGUUUCGUGUCGCCCGACUUCUUCCGCCCCCGCGUCGCCCCGUGGGGCCGCAGCGCCACCGGAAAUGCCAAGGCCGCGCAGCCGCCGCCGUCGGGAAUGUGCAUCGCCAUACCGUCGGCGCCGCGGUUCGAUCCGGAAGGCGAGGAGAAAUCGUGGCAGCGCGUGGAAAACCUGCUUCUGGCACUCGACGCGCGGCGCGCGCGGGAGAGGGAUGGGCUGCUGGAGCGCGCGAUGCGCGUCGUGGUUUACAGCUCAGGGUGCCGCGUCGACGACCCCGCCAGAAGGGCCGGUGCGCCAGGCGCACCCAGCGGCGCAACUCCCUCCGCGUUGGUGCGCGCAGCGGCGGUGCUGGCGCGCGAGGCGAACGUGAGCGAGUCGUACGCGCGGCCGCUGGUGGGGGCUCUGGCGCAGGACGCGGCGAACGUCAAUCCGCUGGUGGACGCGCACACGGCCGCGAUCCGGGCGGUGGCGGAGCGCAUGGAGCUCCCCGUGGACGUGCUCCCCGCACCCCGACGGCUGCGCGCUGCUGGUGCCUGGCGACGCGGCCCGCGCCACGUGCUGCUGCUGCAGGACGACGCGUUCCCCGCGCGCCUGUGGGACGUGGGCAUCGAGCGCUUCAUGGCGCGCGACCUGCGCGGCAAGGCGCCGUGGGACGUGCUGUCGCUGUACUACCCGCGGUCAUACCGCUGGAACCUGCAGCACGCGCAGGAGUACGACAUCCCCUGCUGCGCGCAGUCGCUGCUCUUCUCCGCCCCUCGCGCCGGCCGGUCGGAGGCGGUGGCGCACGUGGAGCGCGGAGUAACGCGCGCGCCCAUGGACCCUGUUGCUGCACGA